AUGGGCGAGUUCCGUGUAGGCGGACGACGUCGAGGAGGUGAAGACGUUGUCCCCGGCGCCGCCGACGCCGAGUCGAUGGGGGCCAGCUCGGAUUCCGGCGCGUCCAGCGGAUCGCUGUGCUCGUCGAUCAUGUCGAGCCUGACAGACGACGACGCAGAGUCCUCCCCGGUGGCGGGUGAUCCUACGCCGUCGCCGCCGUCGGACACGAUGCAGCUGGACGGGGGAGGCGGCGGGCCUCUCUACGAGCUGUCGCCGCUGCUGGCGCACCUUCCCGUCAGGACAGGGCUGUCUAAGUAUUACAAAGGGAAGUCCCAGUCAUUCACUUCUCUUUCCGACGUCAAAUGCUUGCAAGAUCUCGCAAAGAAGACCACCGCCCACACCGGCAGGAAGGCGAGCCGUUCGUCGAUUUCACUUCACGUUCAAGGGCCUCACAGCAAGACGAUAGGGAAGAAGACACCGCCCAGGGGUUCAUCUGGCCGGCUGCCGUCAAGAGCAUGGAGCAGGGGCCUUCCGCACAGAAGCGGUAAACCGCCUGCGUACCAGAGCAAGAAAGAGCUGUGCAGCAGAGAUUUCUGCUAG
Molecule: messenger RNA, 579 nt
Organism: Triticum turgidum subsp. durum (durum wheat)
Lineage: Eukaryota; Viridiplantae; Streptophyta; Magnoliopsida; Poales; Poaceae
Source: the annotation of a GenBank genome assembly